CCCUGACACAGGGACCUGGACCCGCUCUGCCCGGCCAGAGGCAGACAUGGUGCCCCUGCUGCUGCUGCCCCUGCUGUGGGGGGGGUCCCUGCAGGAGAAGCCAGGCUUUGAGCUCCGAGUGCAGCAAUCUGCGACAGUGCAGGAGGGUCUGUGUGUCCACGUGCCCUGCUCCUUCUCCUAUCCACAGUAUUGGCAGUUUCCCUCUGCCAAACUCUACACCUACUGGUACCGGCACAGGUACAAUAAAAACUAUGGUGAACUUGUUGCCUCGAACGAACCGAAUAAACCACUGGAGAGAGAGACCCAAGGCCGCUUCCACCUCGCGGACCCCACGACCAACAACUGUUCCCUGCAAAUCAGAGACGCCAGGAGGAGUGAUGCAGGAAUAUACACCUUCCGAUUGGAGAUAAGAGAUCCUGGAUAUAAGCCCCUGGGAUAUAAUUACCAAGACAAGAUGCUGUAUUUGCAGGUGACAGCCCUGACAGAGAAACCCCACAUCCGUAUUCCGGAGCCUCUGGAGUCCGGCCGCCCCACACAGCUUACCUGCAGCCUGCCCGGGGCCUGCGAAGGGGGACGACCUCUCACCUUCUCCUGGGCGGGAGCCGCUGUGGACUCGCUGGACUCCCGGACCCUCCGCUCCUCGGUGCUCACCUUCACCCCGAGGCCCGGGGACCACGGCACCAACCUCACCUGUCAGGUGAAAUGGGAACAGCCUCGGUUGACCACACAGAGAAGCAUCCAGCUCAAUGUCUCCUAUGCCCCAGGGAACCUCACCAUAGACGUCUCCUUCAAAAACGGCACAGCCUUUAAGAUUCUGCAGACCACUUCCCUUUCCAUCCUGGAGGGAGAGGCCCUGAGGCUGCUCUGUGUGGCUGACAGCAACCCCCCUGCUGAGCUGAGUUGGUUCCGGGGGUCCCCAGGCCUGAACGCCACCCCCAUCUCCAGCACCGCGAUCCUGGAGCUGCCUCGAGUGGGGCCUGCACAGGAAGGAGAGUUCACCUGCCAAGCUCGGCACCCGCUGGGCCCCCAAAGUGUCUCUCUCAGCCUCUCCGUGGCCUACCCCCCGCAGCUGCUGGGACCCUCCUGCUCCUGGGAGGACCAGGGUCUGCACUGCAGCUGCUCCUCCAGGGCCCAGCCGGCCCCCUCCCUGCGCUGGCGGCUGGGGGCGGGGCUGCUGGAGGGGAACCAUGACAACGCCUCCCACGCGGUCACCUCCAGCUCAGAGGGGCCCUGGACCAACAGCUCCCUGAGUCUCCGCUUUGGGCUCAGCCCUGACCUCAGACUCAGCUGCGAGGCCCUGAAUGUGCACGGGGCCCAGAGCACCUCUGUCCUGCUGCUGCCAGGGAAGGCGGUGCCCCAGGCGGGAGUGGUUCCUGCGGCUCUUGGAGGUGCUGGUGCCAUGGCCCUGCUGUCCCUAUGCUUGUGUCUCCUCUUCUUUUGCAUAGUGAAAGCCCGCAAGAGGCAAGCAGCUGGGAGACAAAAGGUCACGAAUGAUGAAGACCCGGUCAUGGGCACAGUCACCUGGGGUUCCAAGAAAAACCUCCAGCCAGAUGGGCCCCCAGACCAAGCAUCACCUGCGGAGAAGGGCCCUCUGUCGGGGGAGCAACAGGAGCUCCACUACGCCAACCUCACCUUUGAAGGCAUGAAGCCACGGGAGCCUCGGGACCAGGCGGCCACCAGCACCCACGAGUACUCAGAGAUCAAGCGCACAGGCAAAUGAGGACUCGCUCUGAGCACGGUCCUGGCCAGAGGCAUCACAGUCCCUCAGUGGCAGGGAAAGAAGUCCAGGACUCCUUGCUGAAGCAUGAGGAGACCUCGUGGCCUGAUUAACAUGAGCAGGUGGAUGAGCAUCCCCAGGCAGAGCAGAAAGCAGGCGGGUGAUGGGCCGGCUCUCUCCUGUCCACCUGCACCUGUGCUUCAGGUGAGCUGCGCCGUGAUGCUGUCUCUCACCCUCCCGCUCCCUCCAGAAUGUCACUUCCUGGAUCCUGGCACAUUGUCUAAGGCAGUGAUGGGCAACCUUUUGAGCUUGGUGUGUCAAACUUUGCCAAAAAACUGAGCAUAACUCGGGUAGUGUGACACUUUGAGGAAAAAACUAACUCCAAGACUCUAGUCGCAAAUGUUUCAUCCUCAGGAACAGCAAAUGUUUCAUCCUCGGCAUGCGGCCGCAUGUCAUCAGAAAUGGCUACGCGUGUCAGUGCUGACACGUGUGUCAUAGGUUCGCCAUCACUGGUCUAAGGUCUGGGUUUUCCAAUAAAUCCCGUCUUCUCAUAGUUCUCUGGGUGGCUGUCUCCCGGAUUGCACCGCGACUGAUGAGCAAUGACAAAUGACACAGACUACAAUUUAGACUCUGGGUAGUCUUCUCCUCCUCCAGGUAUAUUUACUGUGGCCUGUAGCAGGUGGGUCACUGCGAUCCCAUCAAGGACUGAGGGAAUUCAAAACUCGGCUUCCGGCCCUAUUGCGGCUCAUCUAUUUUCAGUCCUAACCACAAGAUGGCGAUGUUUAUGGCGGCCCCUCCCCCUUGGUAAGACCUCUUUUCGGGCCCCAUGAGAUUCUUCCUCUUCUUCUUCCACCUUUUUAUUGAUUUCAGAGAGGAAGGGUGAGGGAGAGAGAUAUAUAAACAUCAAUGAUGAGAGAGAAUCAUUGAUCAGCUGCCUCCUGCGUGCCCCUUACCGGGGACUGAGACUGCAACCCUGGGCUUAUGCCCUUGAUGGGAAUCAAACCCAAGACCCUUCAGUCCUCAAUCCUGAAGAGAUCUGAGCUUGUUCGAAAUUCCAUCCUAAUAAGAUCCCAUUUACUUUUUGGCUCUAUCUGCUGAGGCAAACCGGCUAGGGCCCCAUGAGAUUCUUGAAUGUUCUACUUAGCUUCUCUGUGACUGCUCAGAAUCAGCAGUCUAUUUGAAUAAAAAAGUGGCUCCAAA
This is a messenger RNA of Eptesicus fuscus (big brown bat), 2917 nucleotides long. Its product is annotated as sialic acid-binding Ig-like lectin 5. Gene Ontology annotation, cellular component: plasma membrane. The record is from RefSeq and is a predicted model, not a curated record. The transcript has 9 exons. Gene Ontology annotation, molecular function: sialic acid binding. Bases 47 to 1720 code for a protein of 557 amino acids. Gene Ontology annotation, biological process: cell adhesion. NCBI's taxonomy places the organism in Eukaryota, Metazoa, Chordata, Mammalia, Chiroptera, Vespertilionidae.